Messenger RNA from Lodderomyces beijingensis, 933 nucleotides. NCBI's taxonomy places the organism in Eukaryota, Fungi, Ascomycota, Pichiomycetes, Serinales, Debaryomycetaceae. The record is from the annotation of a GenBank genome assembly.
AUGGGCGUCAGCAGCGUGUAUCACGACUAUUCGUCUUUCCACAACGGAACAACAUUUGCAUCGGCAUUUGACAACUUCAACCAAUUACCCGAACUCAACUUUGUAGAGAAAGUAUGGGGAAGCUACUACUACUACAUGGGUAACGACUUAUUUGCUACUGGUUUACUUUUUUUCUUGACGCACGAGUUGUUUUAUUUCGGAAGAUGCUUACCUUGGGUGAUUAUCGAUAGGAUACCCUACUUCAGGAAGUGGAAGAUUCAAGAUGAGAAGUUGCCCAGCGACAAGGAACAGUGGGAAUGCUUAAAGUCGGUGUUGACGUCGCAUUUCUUGGUGGAGGCGUUCCCCAUUUGGUUUUUCCACCCCUUGUGUCAAAAGAUUGGUAUCAGUUUCCAGGUCCCCUUCCCCAAGAUCACCGAGAUGUUGUUCCAAUGGGCCUUGUUUUUCGUGUUGGAGGAUGCUUGGCACUAUUGGCUUCACCGAGGUUUGCACUAUGGUGUCUUUUACAAGUACAUCCAUAAACAACACCACAGAUACGCAGCGCCAUUUGGCUUGACUGCAGAAUACGCCCACCCUAUUGAAGUUGCGCUCUUGGGCAUGGGCACUGUGGGUAUCCCCAUUGUGUGGUGUAUUUUCACCGGUAAUUUGCAUUUGUUCACCGUGUCAAUUUGGAUCAUUUUGAGAUUGUUCCAGGCUGUUGAUGCUCAUUCCGGUUACGAGUUUCCUUGGUCAUUGCACAAUUUCUUGCCCUUUUGGGCAGGUGCCGACCACCACGAUGAACAUCACCAUCACUUUGUCGGUAGCUAUGCUUCGAGUUUCAGAUGGUGGGAUUACUUUUUAGAUACCGAAGCUGGUCCAAAGGGUAAGGCUAGAAGAGAAGGCAAAAGCCUCGCGUCUGGAUCAAAAGCUCAAAAAUUGGAGAAAAAGACAGUAUAA